AUGAACAGUUUUACAAGCCUCUUUGCUGGAUGCAUCAUUUUCUGCACAUUGGGUUUCAUGUCUGAGACCUCAGGAAUUCCGAUUGAGGAUGUGGCUGAGUCCGGUCCAGGUCUGGCAUUCGUCGCAUAUCCAAAAGCUCUCUCCACAAUGCCGUUGAGUCCCCUUUGGAGCGUCCUAUUCUUCGCCAUGCUGUUUCUCCUCGGUCUAGAUAGUCAGUUUGUAGGAGUUGAAGGACUUGUUUCAAGCGUGGCGGACAUUUUUCCAGGCAUUUUCAAUUCUAGAAGGCCUAGAAUUCUUCUGACGAUCGGUUCAAGCAUAGUCUGCUUCCUUGUUGGUCUUCUCAUGGUCACUAACACGAAAGGAAACGAGACGUCUCAACUACCUCCCACAUUUCCUAUUAGAGGAGCCGGAGGAGACGACAACGACAACGUUCCAGACGACAACCGAAACGAUGUGAUAGCGUUCAAAUUAUUCGUGGAUAACCUCACGAAGAGGUACUUCGACUCGCCCUCGUGGAUUGCGGGUGGUAAUGGACCCCCUUCUGAUGGCUCAAUAACCGAGGCCGACUGUGCCUUUCCAUUUCUCUCCCGAUGGUUCGGCGUGACCUGUGUUGUCGGAAAUUGGAUAUUUGCAAUGGGUAUUCUGGUCAUUAUUGCUAUACCUGUUGUGGCUAUUGUGCUGGCCUACUUUAGACGCCGACUCAGGGAGGCUGAGAAACUCACUAGAAAGCCCUAUGAAGAACUCUGUGCUCUAUUGGCUGAUGUUAAUUUUUCUUCCACCUUGCAGAUUCCCCUCAGCGACAUAGUAAUCAACCGAAGGAUCGGUGACGGUGCCUUCGGCUUGGUGUACGGUGGUGAGGCGAAAUCCGCAGGCAGAUGGGAAGCAGUUGCCGUGAAAAUGAAUACCAAUCGCACCACCUAUGAAGCCAAAGUGGAAUUUCUUUCUGAGGCAAAGUUAAUGCGUGAUCUUCGACACAAGAAUGUUGUCCGUCUGGUCGGUGUCUGUAUGGACAGACCACAGGAUGAAAUCUACCUCAUUAUGGAGCUCAUGCUUCUUGGAGACCUCAAGAAAUACCUUCUAGAGCGACGUCUUACUGCUCAGAGGUAG
Rodentolepis nana is the source of this 1107-nucleotide messenger RNA. The record is from the annotation of a GenBank genome assembly. Lineage: Eukaryota; Metazoa; Platyhelminthes; Cestoda; Cyclophyllidea; Hymenolepididae.